Annulohypoxylon maeteangense is the source of this 1239-nucleotide messenger RNA. RefSeq lists its product as uncharacterized. The coding region runs from base 115 to 975 and encodes 286 amino acids. The transcript is spliced from 3 exons. NCBI's taxonomy places the organism in Eukaryota, Fungi, Ascomycota, Sordariomycetes, Xylariales, Hypoxylaceae. Gene Ontology annotation, cellular component: nucleus. The record is from RefSeq and is a predicted model, not a curated record.
CUACAAACUUACGCGUUAUUAUAACUCAAUUGAUUCGAUCUAUCAAGGCCUCUAACUUUAAUAUACCUACCUCGUUCAUACCUCGCGAUAAAUUCGAUUUGGUACCGGGGAAAAAUGACAUCCCGCUUCGUCUCUGGCGGUAUAAUCCCCGGUGACGGCCAGACCAUUCUUAAACCCGAUGCUCAGGAUUCGAUACCCCUGACUGCGACAGCGGCAACAUUAGCGAAGCCUGUAGCGAAAACUGAAACUACGCAAUGGGGUAGGGAAAGUGAGAAGGAGCCGGAGAAGAAGAAUAUAGAGUGGGAGGCCGUGCAGCGCGAUCUAGACGCGGAUCGCAAGCGUCGCGAGGAAGCGCGACGCGCGCAGGUCGAGGGCGGCGCGGGGGGCGAACGGAGUCUGUUUGAUGUUUUGCAGGCUAAUAAAGCGGCCAAGCAAGCGGCUUUCGAAGAACAGAAUCGUAUACGUAACCAAUUCCGCGCGUUGGACGACGACGAGAUCGAGUUCUUGGAAGGCGUGCAGGAUGAGCGGAGAGAGGAGGAGGAACGAAUUAAACGUGAGACUGAGGAGAGGCUGGCUAGGUUUAGGAAGGCACAGAAGAAGAGUGCUUCUGGACCUACCGAUGAUGAUGAUGAUGAUGUGGGUGAAGGUGUUGUUAAAAGUGGUGGGAAUGAAGAUGGUGGUGUCAGCGUUGACGACCCUGUUAGCUGGGGUGCUGCGGGGAAGAAACGGAAGAGGGAUAAGGAGAGUAAGAGCAUUGUUAAAGGCGUGAAGAAGAGGGCUAGUGUGUAUGAGAAGAGUGUUGAAGUGCCGUCAGCAGCGGUGGCGGCAGUGGAAAAGAAGCCCGUGACGGAUUUCGAGCCUAAAUCUUCGACGACGGCAGAUAAGACGAAGCCUCCAGCACCGAAAGCAGCUCCGGUAAUAACUAAACCCAGCCUAGGUUUGGUCGACUAUGGCUCUGACGACGAUGACGAUUGAUUCGCAUUUACCUAAACAGAGAUUUAGGUUUUAUACGCACUGAGUUGCUUCAUCGCUUAGUGAAGCCAUCUCCAAAGUCUUAGUCUUACUAAGCGCGUGGAAGUUGAAGAGUUAUUCGCAACGAGGACAAUACUAUAUGAUUUUGCGAUACUGGCCGACUAACAGGCCUUACAAAUUAUCCUAAGGUGGAGUUUCACGAAUUAUAGGGUCACAUGUGGUAGUGGGCAGACAAGAACAUCAACUUGGAAAUCAAGCUCUGGACAU